CGUCACGUCACCGAAAGUAGCAGCAGUCGCAGCACAUCAGCAGUAGCAGGCUGUGGAGAAGUCUGUGAAAGAGGAAGAUGGCGCCUGCACCAGCAAACACGUUGGGCUACAAACCUCCUGAUGGUGGUUGGGGCUGGAUGGUUGUGAUCGGGGCCCACAUCUCCAUCGGGUUCGCCUACUCCACACCAAAAGUCCUGUCCAUCUUUUUCAAAGCAAUUCAAGAGGACCUGGGCGCCAGCUACAGUGAGAUAGCGUGGAUUUCCUCCAUCAUGCUGGCGGCCAUGUAUGCAGGAGGACCUGUGAGCAGCGUGCUGGUCGAUCGCUUCGGGAGUCGGCCGAUAGUGAUGCUGGGUGGACUGAUGUGUGGCGUCUCCAUGGUCAUCGCGUCGUUCGGGACGUCCAUCGCUUACAUCUACUUUUUCAUCGGCAUCAUCGGAGGUAGUGGACUCUGCUUGAACCUGAAUGCAUCCCUCACCAUCAUCAGCAAGUAUUUCCUGGUGCGGCGUCCUCUGGCCAACGGGCUGGCGAUGGCGGGGAGUCCCGUCUUCCUGUGCGUCGUGGCUCCUCUCAACCAGUAUUUGCUGGACCGGUUUGGCUGGAGAGGAAGUCUCGUCAUUCUCGGGGCUUUGAUGCUCAACUGCUGCGUCGCCGGCGCCCUCAUGCGUCCGGUCGCUCUGCCGCCACAGCACCGGCGAAACUCGCACUCGUCGCUGAAGACGGUGGAAGAACAGCGGAGUGGCAGCAACACAGAGCCUGAAGGAAGCUGCAUGAAGAAGGCAAAGAAGUUCAUAAACUUGUCUCUGUUCAAAAACCGAGGCUUCGUCUUCUACCUCAUCGGAAACAUGCUGUACAUUUUCGGCGCCUAUGCGCCCAUUGUGUUCCUGCCGGUGUACGCCGUCAGUCAGGGCCUGGACGACUACUCCGCAGCGUAUCUGCUCUCCAUCAUGGGAUUCGUGGACAUGUUUGUCCGUCCUUGCACCGGACUCCUGGCCAACAGCAAGUGGAUCAGGCCCAGAAUCCAGUACUUCUUCAGUUUUGCGAUGGUGUUCAACGGCGUUUGCCACCUGCUGUGCCCGCUGCUGAACACGCACGCCUCCCUGGUGGCCUACGCCGUGUUCUUCGGCGUUGGCUUCGGGAUGGUUUUCGCCCUCAUGUUCGAGUGCCUCAUGGACUUGAUGGGGAGCCAGUGUUUCCCCAGCGCCGUUGGACUGGUCACCAUCAUCGAGUGCUUCCCCAUGCUGCUGGGACCGCCCACUGCAGGCUUCCUGGUGGACCUCUCUGAAGACUACAAGUACCUUUUCUUAUUAAUGUGUGGCUCGGUGAUCGUGGCCGCCGGACUCUUCCUCUUCGUGGCGAAUCUCUACAACUAUCACAUGCUGGACAAGGAGAAGGCGCAAAAGGACCAGGAGCAGCAGAAGCUGAGAACUUCAGAGAACCAGGAGCAGAAGAAGCUGAGAUCCUCAGAGAACCAGGAGCAGCAGAAGCUGAGAACUUCAGAGAACCAAGAGCAGCAGGUGAGCACAGCAGAGGGAGAGCAGGAGGAACAUGCAGCCGAGUCGGUGACGGUACGAACUGGGACUAAAGACGAGAACGAGGCUCAAGCAUAGAAACGCACAUCGUUCAGGACACACAUGAGGGACCAAAGAUGAAGAACUGCUGGAGCAAACACCACGUUGCCAGCUGCCAGAAGACACCGUCUAUUAGAAGGUUUGUGUCACCAAGAAGAACUUUGAUGAGUGAAGAUGAAAAUGGAGCAAAUGCUGCUCUGAUGGUCCAGACUCUCUGGUGACCUCUACCUCCUUCUUCUUUUCUUUUGGCUUUCCCCCAAUCACAUUUUCAUUGGCUGUCGUUUCAUCCUGGAUCAGUCAACCAGGAUCUGGAUCUGUUCCCGUUCAGCCUGACUUCCAUCUGUCGCCAACGUGGUUAAAGCCAACCACAACCGUUUAUUUGACACGAUGACUGACAGAAGAACAUCCAAAGGGAGAUUUAAUGAAGCGUUUUUGUUAACGCAGAGGCUAUUAUUGUUUGCUAGGUGCUAAUCUCCGCCUACUGGUGAGAGACAGUUUUUAUUUUCUCCUCAAAAUUUCUCUGUGAUUUUGUAUCCAAAUCAGUUUAAUGCUCGCUGCAUUCGCCACUCAGUUAAUCGUCCGUCUACUGUACCGGAUUAUACAUUUGUACCCUAGUGGUCAUUAGAAGGAAUGGCGGUUACGACCACUCUGUAAAACUGCUGGAAUAUGUUUUUUUAUAGGUUUUAGCUGCUCUGUGUGAGAG
Solea solea (common sole) is the source of this 2271-nucleotide messenger RNA. Its product is annotated as monocarboxylate transporter 2-like. Lineage: Eukaryota; Metazoa; Chordata; Actinopteri; Pleuronectiformes; Soleidae. The record is from RefSeq and is a predicted model, not a curated record. Gene Ontology annotation, molecular function: monocarboxylic acid transmembrane transporter activity. Gene Ontology annotation, biological process: monocarboxylic acid transport; transmembrane transport. The transcript has 5 exons. Gene Ontology annotation, cellular component: membrane. Bases 78 to 1607 code for a protein of 509 amino acids.